AUGGGAAAAACAACUCCUGGCUUUUCAUUGACACCUUCACGCACCACUCCAUUCUCACCUGCAAGCACCUUCGAAGCAAAGCCUGGUUCUCCAACCAGCGAAACAGUGACUCCUCCUGUUUCUCAGGCUGUUAAUUUUACUGAAACCUCUCUUAGCAAAGAGAGCGUGGCUUUCACUGCUACAACUGCUUCGCUCACUCUCACAGAUGAUGGGAGUACUCCCUUUACUCCAACCACUGGCACUGCAACAAACAUCUCUUCAGCUCUCCCAAACACCACCUCAAUAGAUAACAAGGCAAUAAAAUCAGUCUUCAAUGAUACUACAAUAACUUUAUCUUGGGACACUGCUGAUAAUUGUUCAUUGAACUAUUCAUACUGUUGCUUCCAAAAUGGUCAUACGUGUAGUCCCAUUCAACAUGACAAGAAUAAGCAUCAGUUUCAAGUGUUAGCCAACACAAACUACACAUGCAAUUCAUCGAUUGAAGUAUCAAGAUUUGUUGGCAAAUCAGUAUAUGAUAUACGUAACAUAAAAACGGACUAUGGAAAGCCAGAUACACCUGAAAACUGUUCACCAAAGUCAACUGAAGAAAGUAUAAACAUUAAUUGGAGUGCACCGCAAAACGAGACAAAUGGCCCUAUUCAUGGUUAUAUAAUCAAUAUAAUGAAUAUUAAAACUGGUG
This is a messenger RNA of Thamnophis sirtalis, 679 nucleotides long. The record is from RefSeq and is a predicted model, not a curated record. NCBI's taxonomy places the organism in Eukaryota, Metazoa, Chordata, Lepidosauria, Squamata, Natricidae.